Molecule: messenger RNA, 1047 nt
Organism: Pseudophryne corroboree (corroboree frog)
Lineage: Eukaryota; Metazoa; Chordata; Amphibia; Anura; Myobatrachidae
Gene: RNF183
Product: ring finger protein 183
Exons: 2
Coding region: 289-843 (184 amino acids)
Biological process (GO): protein ubiquitination
Molecular function (GO): ubiquitin protein ligase activity
Source: RefSeq, a predicted model, not a curated record
AUGGUGCCACAAGAGCUGUGUCUGGGUACUGAUGCCCACUAUAGCAGUGGAUGAGUUGCUGAAUAUUCUGGGGCACGUGGAAAUCAGUCAUCAUGCACAAUACAACCUCAUUCCUGUGACUCGCACAGUUCCUGGUGCCUCAGGGCUCACAUCCGCAUUGCCUGGGAACAGUGUGCUGAGAUGGCAGAGGCUGGCACGGUGCCAUCAUACAGCUCUCCUAUCUGUGGGACAGGACGGGCGAGCAGAAUCUUAUUGGUCAAUAUCCCGGACUAGCGGCGAGAGAGAAAGAUGGCGGAUGCUGCAAAACUAGACCCAGAGUCUGAGUGCCCCGUGUGUUGGAACCCGUACAAUAACACAUUCCGUACGCCCAAACUCUUGAAGUGCCACCACUCCUUCUGCAUGGAAUGCCUGGCCCGGCUGAGCUUCAUGACCCAGAUCAGGAACCGGCUGCAGUGCCCUCUGUGCCGCGAUACUACGGUUCUCCUUUUAGACCAGGUAAUCACUGACCUUCCCACCAACACGGCCAUCCUUGGCCAACUCAAGCUAGAGCCGCAGAAUCGCGCGCUCUGUGCCACAGACAGCCGGAGACUCAACUUCUUCCAGCGCCCGCCCUCGGUGUAUACACUCAGCGUCGGCCAAGAUUCGGGAUCUUUAUAUGGCACUCACCAGACUCGAGUCCAGUCCCCGAUAACCACUAUUCCUUCUGACGACUCCACCUUCCAGUGUUUACGGAACCCCCAGUUCCGCAUGUUCUCCUACCUGAUGAUAACAAUGCUUAUUGUAAGCAUGCUCCUUAUAUUCUCCAUCUUUUGGACUCGGAAGUUACUGUGGGGCCCAGGAUGAUUAUAACGGAGAACUAGUGCACAGAAUAUAUAUAUAUAUAUAUAUAUAUAUAUAUAUAUAUAUAUAUGACGUAUUGGCCAUCUGAAGACCUUGAGGAAAAGAGAGACUGUACGAUGCGUAUUAUAGCACACCAGCUGAUAAAGGAGGUUGUAGCAUGGACCAAAGGAUAAGUGUAGGUAUCCAAAUAAAAUCAUUCUUUUGUAA